Messenger RNA from Pichia membranifaciens NRRL Y-2026, 2610 nucleotides. RefSeq lists its product as hypothetical. Gene Ontology annotation, biological process: mitotic sister chromatid cohesion. NCBI's taxonomy places the organism in Eukaryota, Fungi, Ascomycota, Pichiomycetes, Pichiales, Pichiaceae. The transcript has a single exon. The record is from RefSeq and is a predicted model, not a curated record. Bases 25 to 2265 code for a protein of 746 amino acids.
AUCCAAUUACAGCUUCAGCGACUGAUGGCAAAGGAUCAAGAUGUUCUUGUUUGGCAGUUGGUUCAAGCCAGCGAUUUUUUCUUGAAAAGCGCACAUUCGAUUGGUGCAAAGGCCCUGCGUGACACGUCUGGUAACACUCUGAACGAAUAUAAUACAUUGAUCAAAGCAUCCUUGAACUGCCUGUUCAAAAUCUUAAGACAUUACUCGGCAAUAUUAGAUGCAAAGAUCCAAUCAAUCCUAUAUCACAAGACCGCACAUAUACUUUUCAAAGAGACAAUAAGUUCUGAUCUAGCGUUGGAUUACUGCAUUAAAGGAAUACAGAUAUGCAAAAGGAACGAACCAGGUCUCACGGUAAUUAAGUUGAAGUUACAAUACCUGAACUUCCAGAUUCAGUUCCAAUCGAGCAGCUCCCCGGAUUCAAAGAAACAAGCCCUAUCGUACUUGAACAGCAUAUUGGAAAGGGAGCUUCCAGAAGAUCCGUCUUACUUAAAUAUACGCGUUUUCUUCAGUUUGAUCAAACUCGACUAUUUCAGCUCGAUAUACACUCCUGAAAGGAAAAUAUCGGAUCUGAAAAAACUUUGUUCCAUGGUGGAAAGCAACUUAUCCAAAGAAAAUUACUUAUUCCUGCAGAUUAUUUUGGCAAAUCUCAUUGAAUUACAGCUUUUAAAUAGCAUUUCACUUUCAGAAGUUAAAGAGAGUUUGAGCAAGCUCAAAGGGUAUCAGCAACCAGAUAAUGUUUUCAGUGUGAAAAUCCCAAUUCAAUUUAGGGGCAUCUCGCUUCUUUUUGAAGUACUGUUGUCUCUGUAUGAAUUUCAGUUCGACAGAUGUACAGAAAAUAUUCAGAAAGUUGAUUCGUUUGUUAAAUCAGUUAAACAGUCAACACUUAAAACUUGGUCGUCUAGGCUAAAUUUUAAUUUUUCUCUAGAUAAGAGUAACUCGUCAUUCCCUGUUGAGUUUAAAUGGCAUUCUUUCAAAGACUUUUCCCUUAUAUCCUACCUCUAUUGCGGAAUCUUAUGUUCCUUCAAGUCAUGGGAAAAGAAAUCUAAGAGCGAUAAAAUCCUAAGACUUGUCAGUUCCUCUUUGAUUACAGAUAGCAAUCAAUUUUCCCUCACUUUUGAGGAUGCCCAAAAUAAGAAAGCAAAGCAAAGCUAUCUUCAAAUACUUACUACGGCGUAUCAGCUACUGUCAGAUUUGAUCAAAGACAAAUUUCCCGCCCUUGAAAAUACCGACGAUACCAAUCCAAAUUCUUUAACCUCUGUCUUGCAAAACAAUUACCACGGACUCUUCAGCUUUAUUGACUCAUAUGAGAAAAGUAGAUACUCAGCAUAUGAAUGUGCCGUGUACGAUAACUUGCUUCCUCUAAUUCAAUAUAUUUUUGCCAUGAUUUACCAACGUAACGGAAUGUUUCACAAAGCUCUGUAUCAUUAUUUUAUGGCUCACAUAUCAUGUUCCAAAUCAAAUACAAAGGUGAACUUUUUAUCGUCAAACUCUACUUCACAUUCUGAUAAUGAGGUAUUCAACGACCCCAUAUAUGCAGACUUUGUUCAAUCGAAUAUGGGUAUUUUUGGUACAUAUUCACAAUCUUUAGGACUUAGUAAUGAAAUUUAUAUGUUGUCCACUAUAAACGCGUUGCCAAUAAUACAACAUUUGAUAGAGCAACAGAAACAAAGACAGAGAGGCUUAACUGAAUUUGAUAUUGGAUACGAUACUUACCUUACAAGACUUUUAAAACUUUUGAAAAUAAAGGACUCCUUGUCUAUACAGAUUAAUCAAUUACUACGAACACUGAACAGCACUCCACUGAAUCCAGCAGCCACACUAUCAAUUCCUCAAAUUACCAUUUCAACCUUGUGUUAUUUUUAUACUACAGAAGACUAUACAUUUCUAUCGAAAUUGAAUCUCAAGGAGAUUGAAAAGGCAUCGCCGUUGCUUACUUCAUUUUUGUAUCUUAUUAUGGGAUAUACUUACAAGAAUGACCUUGGUCUCACAGAAUUGGAAAAUCUUAACUGUCGCGUGGGCUUUUACACUUCUGCCUGUAAUUAUUCAGCCAAAGCAUGUAACUCAUCUUGCAUCAAUGCGAUCGCUCAAUUAGGCUACCUUGAAAUCUGGAAGAUCAUGAAUCACAACAAGAAUCUGUAUACUCCAGAGAGUAUCGGUCGUGUUUAUCAGAGGUUUCAACAUUUUGCCAAAGAUUUGACUGAGAUUCCUGAUGGGUCUUCUGAUGAUCAAAACCGUAAACGCACCAAGCGUGUGAAGUUUGUUUAGGAAGUUAGAAGCUUCUUUUUGAAAUUUUAGCAUAUUUAAAUUAGAAUACAAUAGAGUUAUAGGCAUGAAAGGUAUCGAUGAAAAAUACUGUGAUCCUGAGAUUAAAAAAAAAGAGAAUCAUAAAGAAACAAGUAUUAUGUGCAAACGUCUAGAUCGCAUCUGGAAGGUUGUUUUCAGGUUUCUUGUCCUCACUCUUCAACGAGGCAGCAUCCUUCACACGGUUGUCCUUCUUCGGAACUCUUGCUAACCAAUAGAAGAAGAACAUGAAAAUGACGUUAAUGGCAAUGAAACAAAUGAAAAUACCCCAGUCUCUCCAGCGCUUGUAGUAGUUCACGUGCACAGACU